Molecule: messenger RNA, 1802 nt
Organism: Zea mays
Lineage: Eukaryota; Viridiplantae; Streptophyta; Magnoliopsida; Poales; Poaceae
Product: RING/U-box superfamily protein
Exons: 6
Coding region: 36-1628 (530 amino acids)
Source: RefSeq, a predicted model, not a curated record
GCGAGCGGGUGCGCUCCGUGCGCGAGCGCGUCCGCAUGGCCUGCCAGGGCUACCAUAGGGAUGAGGAGGACGAGGAGGAGGAGCCGGCGCCCAGCAGGCUGCGCGGCCGGCCGCAGGCGCGCGCCGACGUCGUCGUGACGCGCAUGGCCGUGGAACGCCAGCGAGAGCUGCAGGGCCUCUCCGAGCACCGCGCCGUCUCCGCCUUCGCUCACCGCGGCCGCAUUCAGUCUUUUCUACGAGGUCGAUCCUUGCGUAGCGGAAGGUCUAUGAAUGAUGAGAGGCCGAUCUCAGGACAGCUUAGGCAGAGUCAUCCUGUCUCUACAGUGAGGGAAGAAGUUCGCUCUGGAGCAGAAAGAAGCAUCACUAGUAGCCAUCAGUCAGCUUUGGUGGUGGCAUUGUCUACUCCAACCAAUCCUACCGAUAAUGAGUAUGACGACGCCAGUGCAACACCUCAGCAGUUCGCAAUCAGUGAGGAUGAGAACGCAACCGUUGGGUAUGAAAUCCUGACACAAGAAUCCGUGCAACAAGAUGAAGGUUCACGUACCGAAGACAACGUGGCUGAUAGAUCUCACGACUUUGCUCAAGAACAGACAGGUCGAUAUUCAGGGUCCUCCUCGGAACAGGACAGUCACCAUUAUUCUAGUAGCUACGCCUUCCCUAGCAACAACGCGUUGCAGCGGGAAGCUGAAACUCGCAGAGGAGGACAAGAACAGAUUGGUUUGGCAUGGUCAAGCAGGGAUGCAUCCGGCAUCGAGGAUGGAGAUGGAGAUGGCAACACCUUUGUACAUGGAGAUGACGACGAAGAAUGGCUCGUUAUUGAUUCUCAGGAGCCUAGACCAAACUGGCAGCCAGCUGGACACGGUUUCGCUUCGAGCAGAAACACGAACAGGCUUCGUCCAGCAGACGGUGAUGUCUAUGGAGUUGAACUCAGAGAGCUCUUGAGCAGGCGAAGCGUGUCAAAUCUUCUCAGCAGUGGCUUCCGGGAAAGUCUUGACCAGCUCAUUCGGUCUUAUGUCCAGAGGCAAGAACAUGAGUGGAAUUUGGAGGGGCAGAUACCAGCAACCACUGGACCUGGUUCAUCACGCAACGAAGAUCAUAUUGAAAUCAGAAUAAUAGACGAACAGAAUCGAGGUGACAGUGACACUGCACCUCAGUCGUCGUCUUCAGCUUUGUCGCCAGCAGACCGAACACAGCAACGUCAGUGGGCUCAGCAAACCAUGCACCACCGUUCUGAAUUUGUAGACUGGGACGCUAUCCACAUUCUCCGAGAUGAGCUGAGUGGCGUGCAGAGAGGGAUGAGCAGCGUGCAGCAGAUGCUGGAAGCAUGCAUGGAGAUGCAGAUAGAGAUGCAGCGGUCCAUCAGGCAAGAAGUGUCUGCCGCUCUGAACCGCUCUCUAACGAUGCGAGAUGAUGAAGAAGAAACAUUAGAGGGUGGAUCACAGUGGAAGCUAGCAAGGAAAGGGACCUGCUGCAUCUGCUGCGACAGCCAGAUCGACUCCCUUCUCUACAGAUGUGGGCAUAUGUGCACCUGCUCAAAAUGCGCAAGCGAGUUGCUUCAUGGGGCUGGAAGAUGCCCGCUUUGUCGCGCGCCCAUCAUCGAGGCCAUCCGGGCAUACUGCAUACUGUGAGUGACAGGGGGGAGGCGUACGACGACUGAAUGGAAAAAAAAAAGGUUUAGUUUUUCUCAAUCAAUCAUCGGUUCUGAGCUUGACUGCAGCAGCAACAGUGUUGUAUUGUAAUAAUGCAAUGGAAUAACGAAUAGUGAUCGUCCAUCCAUGUGAUCAUUUGGCACUAUAUAUCUA